Penicillium longicatenatum is the source of this 2109-nucleotide messenger RNA. RefSeq names its product Zn(II)2Cys6 transcription factor. The record is from RefSeq and is a predicted model, not a curated record. Gene Ontology annotation, cellular component: nucleus. Gene Ontology annotation, biological process: positive regulation of transcription by RNA polymerase II. Bases 1 to 2109 code for a protein of 702 amino acids. Gene Ontology annotation, molecular function: zinc ion binding; transcription cis-regulatory region binding; DNA-binding transcription factor activity, RNA polymerase II-specific. The transcript has 2 exons. Lineage: Eukaryota; Fungi; Ascomycota; Eurotiomycetes; Eurotiales; Aspergillaceae.
AUGGAGGUACCAUCACAGCGACCUCCAUCUAGAGCUUCAACUCGCGCAAGACUAACCCAGGCACUCGGUUUACAGGUGCCCAGAGCCCGAGGAGCCGGUAGGUCGGGCCCUCGCCGCCGAACGGGGUGCUUGACAUGCAGGGCUCGGAAAGUGCGCUGCGACGAAACAAAGCCAAGUUGCUCAAACUGCGAUCGACUGCGACUGCGAUGCGUUUACAAACCCCCUAUUGCUCUUGGCGACUCCUGGACUUCGCCGCCUCCGCAAUCAAACAAUGACUUUUCCUCCGCGGCGCAUCCUAUACCCCAGACUUCCCCGUCACCCGCCAUAAGCACAGUGUCGGCAUCGGCAUCAGCAGUCGCUGCUGUAUCUGCGGCUGCGAAUGAGUCACAUCGCUCGCCAGAUGUGAACUUUUUCAAUACUGUGCUUCGCUCGGACGAUCGCCAUCGGACGAUCCCAGCACUAGCUUCACCGAUUCGACGACUGCCCACGGUACCAGAACCAUACCCGGAGCUUGGGGGGCCGUUUGAUAUGCUUGGAUUUAUGGGAGGAAUAACAUCUGAGUUGGAACAAAAGCACCUCGACUUGACGAGUGGACUUGCAGGGUUCGCAUCCAGUCCAGCCCCACAAACGUUACCAGUAGGUGCCGGGGGAAACAGUGGAGAAGAUGGUCAGUUUGGAGACAGACCUUCGACACUUAGUCCAGAUGCACAGUCCCUGUUAGCUGAUGGUAUGUCCAUCGGUAGCGCUUCUGAUGCGGCGACCACGCGCGGCAGCUGGUCUGACCCCGGCACCACCUCAUAUGAGGAGCAACUACUCCAGCAUUUCUUGGCUAGCGAUCCACCAGCAGGACUGUUUGCGCCGGUGUCUAUGGAGUGGAAGUAUGUCCGACCAGCGGUGCUGGCAUAUGGCCGAGACUUUAGUCCACUCCUGAAUGCGCUGUAUUGUUAUGCCGACAUUCACAAGGCCGCUACUGAAGGAGGGAAACGAUGGCGCUGGGCGCCUACAUAUUAUCGAGUAGCGAGCUCAGAAAUUCAAGCAUGCUUGCUUGGUGAUGUGUCUGAGACAACUUUGAUCAAAACCUUUGCGACUGUCUUUUUCUUGAUGUUAUCUGAACUUUUCUCAUCCCCUGAGCUAUGUGCUCCAGGCACCUCAUACCUCCACUCAGCUUACCUCUUAUUGCAACGGUUCGACAAUCGGACAAGAAACUGGACGGGUCUCGGCCAUUUAAUGGUGUCGUGGAUUUCGCUACUGGAUGUGAAAUCAUUAAUCGCAGGGCGCGAAGGUGACCCAUUGAUUGAACUGGGCAAUGUUACCGAACAGGGAUUAAAUCACAAGUCACAAGAGACGCGCGUCUCCCGAAUAGCCACCAGCGAGGAACAUAAAGAGGAUGAUGGAGCAGAAGAGCAAUUCCGCAGCCCAAGCUAUUUAGUGUACGAAGCAAUUGUGGGCCCAGCAUUCCGGUUCUUCGUGCAAGCCCAACAAGUCGUACGGCGAAUCGUCUCCAUCGACCUACACCACCGCAGCCGAGGAACACUCAGCGAUGAAUUCGAAGUCCUUCAAAUCGCACAUAAAGUUGGUGCGGACCUCGAAACUCUCUGGCACCGCAGGCCAUCCGUGAUUGAUGUAUACGGGCACCCAGAGGCAUUAACAGACACACUAUGUGCACCUGUGGCUCUCAACGUCUGUCGCACAUUCCGCCAGUACGUCGCCAGUUUCUUGGCUAACUUUAUCUACCUACACCGUGUUGCAUUCGCCAUUUAUCCACGCACUGAUCGUGUCAAUGGCGCCGUCAACCAAAUCAUCCAGCUAGCAACUGUUGAAUCUGCCGGUGCUGAAGAUGAUCGUCUUCCGGUCAGUUUCCUCUGGCCUUUGUUCAUUGCAGGCUUGGAAGGCUCUAUAGAGCAACGACAAUGGGUCUUUCAGGAGAUGCAGCGUAUGGCCUCUGCUCGCGAGAAUGAGUCCGCUACAUCGAUUGGACGUCAUCCGGCUGCUGACCAAGUCCUUCUAUUACUGGAAGAAAUGACGCGGCGGCAGGAUGCGUCACGUACUUGGGCAGAUUCCCGGUGUGUACGACGGGAGCUCUUCUCGGACUUCUUCAUCCUGAUUUGA